Messenger RNA from Onychostoma macrolepis, 3773 nucleotides. RefSeq names its product tetraspanin 5b (gene tspan5b). The transcript has 9 exons. The record is from RefSeq and is a predicted model, not a curated record. Gene Ontology annotation, cellular component: membrane. Lineage: Eukaryota; Metazoa; Chordata; Actinopteri; Cypriniformes; Cyprinidae. Gene Ontology annotation, biological process: protein maturation; regulation of vascular endothelial growth factor signaling pathway; protein localization to plasma membrane. The coding region runs from base 271 to 1086 and encodes 271 amino acids.
AAGUGACUCUCAAUCUUUAUUUGCAGAGGAGCGCUCGUCCCGUUAUUCUCUGUAAUUAUUUUUAUCAAUAAUUAUUUUGUGUUUUUCGAAUAAACAAAUAGCUGAUUUCGGCGAAAUAGGCAAAGCCCAGAGUGGCAUUGCCUGCCAAUCUGUAGAAAUGUCAUAAAUAUGGUGUAAAAGGAAGAAGCGAGUUAUCCAGUCGGUGGGCGAUUUUUUUCUCCAUCAUUAAUAAUCACCGGGAGGAAUUUCUCUGUUUUAUCAAACGCAAGUAUGUCAGGAAAACAUUUCAACGUGCACGAAGUGGGCUGUUGCAUCAAAUACUUUAUAUUUGGAUUUAAUAUUAUAUUUUGGCUGCUGGGGGUGGCGUUCCUGUCCGUGGCUCUGUGGGCCUGGAGCGAGAAGGGGGUUCUCUCCAACAUAUCCUCCAUCACAGAUCUGGGCGGGUUUGACCCAGUGUGGCUGUUUCUUGUGGUGGGUGGAGUGAUGUUCGUGCUCGGCUUCGCAGGAUGCAUCGGUGCUCUGAGGGAAAACUCCUUUCUACUUAAGUUUUUUUCCGUUUUUCUGGGAAUCAUAUUUUUCCUGGAGUUGACCGCGGGAGUCUUGGCGUUUGUCUUUAAGGACUGGAUUAAAGACCAGCUCAAGUUCUUCAUCAACAACAAUAUUAGAGCAUACAGAGAUGACAUUGACCUACAGAAUCUCAUCGACUUCACACAAGAUUAUUGGGAGUGUUGCGGAGCUUUUGGUCCUGAAGACUGGAAUCUGAACAUUUACUUUAAUUGUACUGACACUAAUCUGAGCAGAGAGAAAUGUGGGGUUCCCUUUUCCUGCUGCACCAAGGACCCAGCUGAGGAUGUGAUAAACACACAGUGUGGAUAUGACAUUAGAGCGAAAGAUGACAACGAACAGAAGACGUUUAUACACACAAAAGGAUGUGUACCACAGUUUGAGAAAUGGUUACAGGAGAAUUUAACCGUAGUUGCCGGAAUCUUCAUAGGAAUUGCACUUCUGCAGAUAUUUGGGAUCUGUCUGGCACAGAAUCUUCUGAGUGACAUUGAGGCGGUCAGGGAGAGCUGUUUGUUCACCUGAAGCACUCGAGUCGUUCUGCAGACAGAUCCUCCAUUUCUCUGUCAGUCAGCAACAGGGUUGGCACAUUGUCAUCACAGUAUCCUAGCAACCAGUGAGGGAUUCCAUUCACAUACCUCCUUUAUAUUUCAAUGUACAGCGAACAUCUUCAUGUUUUGCUUUGAUUUGCUUUUAAUCCGUCAAGUACAGAAUUCAACAGUAUUAACACACAACUCAAUUGUCGUCUUUAGGAAAUACUUAAAGGAAUAGUUCACCCAUAACUGAAAAUUUGCUCACUGUCAGGCAAUGGUUCCUCUGCAGUGAAUGGGUGACGUCAGAAUAAAGGCCAUUGCACACUGUCCGAAAUUUCCGUCUGAAAUUUUCACACGAUAAAAAAUAAAUACCACCUCACGUUGUGUCAAUCACGUUCACACACUGCCUCUGAAACUUUCGUCCGUCAUAAUUUUUUUUGGAUCAGGUUCGAUUUUCUGCGUUUUUGCAUCCGUAGCAUGCAUUUUGAUAUGAAAGGAUGACGAAUACAAAAAAUAAAUAAAUGGAAAAACACAUGCGAAAAUUUCAUCAAUGACCUUAAGAGUCCAAACAGCUGAAAAAAAAAAUAAACGCAUCAUCAUAAUCCACAAGUAAUCAACACAACUCCAGACCAUCAAUUAACAUCUUGUGAAGUAAAAAGCUGCAUGUUUGUAAGAAAAAAAAAUCCAUCAAGGCAUUUUAACUUUUAACCGUCGCUUCUGGACAAAAUACCAUUGUCCAUAAUAACACUUCACAAGACAUUAAUUGAUGGAGUCAUGUGGAUUAAUUGUGAUGUUUUUAUCAGCUGUUUGAACUCUCAUUCUGACGGCACCCAUUCGCUAUCCAUUUCAGCACAUUUUCAUUUUUGGGUGAACUAUUCCUUUAAGGCCACUUGCAUUCUUUUGACUGCUGGUUUAUGUACAGUAUAUAUCCUUCAGAUGUAUAUUUGACACUGAGCAUUGCAUUUCGCAAUUUAAAAUUAAUGCAACUAAGAACGUACAUACUUUAUGAUCACGGUAUAAUUGAUCAGUUGGGAAGAAGAUGCAAUGAUUCCGUUAAUGAGUUGUUUCCAUGUUUAGGCAAAUGCUAGUAAGCUCAGUGUUUAUAGGUUAUGAUUAGUUCUGAAUGAGUCAGUGCACUUUUUUCUGCAUUUUUUCUGCAGUUUGUAGGGAGAAAAUAAAAAAUCUGCGUAACUGUGCAGAAUGGAUAUUUAAAUGAAAAAAUGUCUUUGUCAAUGCUAAGAGUACUAUAGUUCAAUUGGUAGCUAAAUACAUGAUCAAAUUAGGCUAAGUAUUUGUUACUUGAGGGGGAUGUGUAGAAUUGUGCGAAUGACUAGCAUUCUGUGGAGAUCAGAUUCUGUGCAGACCCAGAGAGUAGCCUGCAGAUUGUGUUCAAUGAAGAGUUAUGGUCUACUUCACACUACACGAGUGUUUGACUCACAUUAUGACUUUCAAAUGUACAUAAUCCAUUGAGCCUAUUUGUUUAUUUUGUUCACAUUGUCAGAUUGUGUGUAUAUUACCUGUUUAAUGGAUUUUAUAAAAACACAGUUGCUUUUGAAACUAAGGGAAAAUGGACUGCAUGCUUACUGGAAUAACACUACAUUUUCCCAGUGUGUUCAGCUAUAUGAAGAUAUUUUUGUGAAUCGCUAUGUUUAUCUGUUCUGGAUUUUCACAUUAUAGCCACUGUGUAAGUAAUGGUGUCACUAGAAUGUUUUAAAAAAACUUAGCACCGAGAUUUUGCCAGAUUUCAGACUGAUUCAUACUCAGAUUCUAGUGAGGUUAGAAAGAAAAAAACUAACAAACUGGGUAUAUGGGCGAAUUUCAUGUCAAAUAACAUGUAUAGGUCACAUUUCAUCCCCCAACAAAGGUGAAAAAGUAGAAAAAUUAUAUUUUUCAUGAAGAAAAAUAAGCCUUUUUGACAUUUUUAUGGCAUUUAAGCACGUUUCCCCUUCUAAUUCUCUAAUGGCAACGAUAGCUGUAUUUUUUAUUAUUAUUUAAAUAAUUUAAUACAAAAUGUAUGUGGGAGUAUUUGUUUUCUUUCAUUUCUGAGAAUUUUAAUUUUAAUGAUUCCAGACAGUAUCAUUUUCAGUACAAUGAGAUUCCUUGGGAAGUAUGUGAAUUCCAAAAAACUAAUGGUACACAAAAUGCUUCAUUUAAUUAUUAUUAUUAUUAUUAUAGAAUUUAAAGAAAUUAGAGAAUUAAAUGAUAAAACAUACACCUUCAAUUUAAUUCACAGUUGAUUUUGAUGAAAGCAUCUGCCAAAUGCAAAAAUAUAAAAAGGACUAUAAUUGUUAUGAGGACAUAUUAUGAGAUUCACCCAUAUAUAUUGAAUCAUGAAAUAUUUCUGAAAUCAGUGUCUUUGCCAGAAAGAUGGUGAGAAUGUUUUGCUUUGAUUGUGAAAUGAAUCUGCAGCCUGUUAGAUAGUGGUUUUGUGACUUUUGUAAAAACAGGGUUUGUGAGAUUAUUUGAAACACAAGCUGAUUUAAUGAAUCCCUAUGGUUUGUUGAUGCCUUUUCACUUUACACUUUCCUGAUGUGUGUAACCUUAUUAUAUCAUUUAAAUGUUUGUUUUAUUAAAGUUUUGGACAGUCCUGGUAAAAGGUAAAAAAACUGCAUUUAAACUGGCUUCCAGUGCUUUUGCAGUAUGUGCACAGUGAAACUGGAGAACAGGGGCGUUUUAGUA